This is a messenger RNA of Mesocestoides corti, 3429 nucleotides long. The record is from the annotation of a GenBank genome assembly. NCBI's taxonomy places the organism in Eukaryota, Metazoa, Platyhelminthes, Cestoda, Cyclophyllidea, Mesocestoididae.
AUGGAUGUGUCGAACUUUGAAAUCGAUGCUAAGCUUUUAGAACAAUUUAGUUGUUUGGGAACUGAUGACAAAGAUGACUUGAUUAGAGCUUUUAGCUGUGUGGUCGGUAGCAGCGUUCCUGCCAAUAUUAGUCGUUUCUUUCUUGAGCUAGCCAACUGGAAUCUGCAGAAGGCGAUUGGCGCUUACUUUGACUUUAGCUUUGAAACAACUCCGGCGUGUCCUACGACGUCUUCGGUUGCCGAAGCUGCAUCUCCUCCCCAAAACAAUUUAUACGAUGCUAAAUUUUUCCCUUCCUCUAAUUAUGGAGUUAAACACACACCGUGCCUUAUAUGGUGUAUUCAGAAUUGUGGCACGGCUGCAUGGCCUGGAGGUACCUACGUAAGAGUUGAAACUGAUCCGACCGUUGCUCCGAAAACCACCUGUGAUAAUUCCUGCAUGGUGUGGCUUCCAUUGCCCCCUGAAUCUCGGACGCUCAUUGCUGAACUGUCUCCUGGGGAUUUUUGUCAUGUCCUCCUGAAUUUACAGCCUCCAUCUGAGGCCGUUUGCAUGAGAGCCUUGUCGGCAAACAUCCCCAUUGUUAGUGCUUUUAGUCUCUGCCUACCCAACGGAAACCGAUUUGGUGAACCGCUUUACUGUACUGCGAUUCCAGACAUUGCAUCCCGUUCAAUCGUGUUCCGGGUGGGAACUCCUGAUACGCCUUUUCCUCCCCCCGAGCCAUCGUGUCCUGUCAAAGAGGAAGCUCGUGAUUUCGUGAAGCGUGGUCUAAGAUCAAAUAUCCAGAGCUUUGUUUGUUGGCACAUUUAUGGUCUCAUUAUGAAAUCGGAUCGAAAAUACGAUGAGGCCAUCCGAUGCUACAUCCAAGCUCUUAAGCUGGACAAAAAUAACCUUCAAGUGCUUCGCGACCUCUCUGUUCUCCAGAUUCAUACGCGUGAUAUCGAUGGCUGCUUAGAAACACGCAACAAGCUGCUAACUCAGCGUCCGAAUCAGAAAGCUUCGUGGGUCGGUUACGCUGUGGUCCAGCACUUACGCGGCAAUUAUGACGCCGCGGCUACGAUUAUUUACGAGUUUCUUAAAGUGCAGACAUCGGUUGAACCAUACAAUUAUGAACACAGUGAACUUCUUAUUUAUUAUGUUACUAUCUUAAAUGAAAGCGGGAGGUAUGAGGAGGCCCUUAAUUUCAUGGAAUCUCAUGCCAAGGAAAUUGUUGACAAGGUUUCUUAUUUGGAAAUUCAUGCUGAUCUUCUUCUCAAAUUGGAGCGGUUCGACGAUGCCGAGAAGGACGUGUGGCUGCUUUUUGAGCGCAAUCCGGACUGCAAACCUUAUUAUGAACUGCUUUACCAAAUUUACGAAGCUCGGUCGAAGUGUGAAAUGGAGCCCUCAGUAAAGCGUCAGUUACUUGAUAAGUGUGUGAAGCAAUUUCCCUCAGCCCGUCUACCAAAGCUGCUUUUCUUGGAAACCUUGAGCGGUGAUGAGUUUAUCUUUCAUGUCGAUGUGUUUCUGCGCAAUAAUCUUCGCAAAGGCGUUCCCACACUCUUUGUUCAAGUAAAGCGUUUCUACAACUCAGAGGAAAAGCGAAGUAUUCUUGAAAAUCUGUUCUUAACGUACCGUAAAAACUUGGACGAUCACGCAAUGCUUGGUCCAGUAGCUUAUGGGAAAUUGGAGGCCACAAACUCCGAUGAUGAACUUUUCGAGCCGCCUUCCACGUCACUUUGGCUCAACUACCUUCUAGCUCAGCAUUAUAACUACAUGAGGCAGACUCAGAAAGCUUUAGAUGUGGUCUCAGAGGAGCUCAAGCGAAAUCCCACAAUUGUGGACUUGUACGUGCUGAAGGCAGAGAUCUAUCGCGACGCCGGUGAUGUUAUAACUGCCUGUCGUUGGAUGGAUGAGGCGCAGUCCCUUGACACGGCGGAUCGCUUCCUUAAUGCUCAAUGUACAAAGUUUAUGAUUCAGGCGCACCGAAUCGAAGACGCCGACCAGAUGGCGUCAAAGUUCACCCGUGGUAGCUCCACGGCCACCCAAUAUCUCACCGAAAUGCAAUGCAUGUGGUUCCUCAUCGAAAACGCGCGUUCUUACUGGGCUAUGCAAAAGUACGGCGAGGCGUUGAAACUGUGCCACGAAAUCGAUAGGGCUUACUCCACCAUUCUUGAAGACCAGCUCGACUUCCACUCGUACUGUCUGCGCAAGGGUACCUUGAGGUCGUAUGUUGAAACCAUUCGGCUGGAGGAUCGUCUUCGUGAUCAUCCUGCGUAUUUUGACGCGGCCUCUCUGGCGAUCGAAAUUUACUUGUACCUGCACGCGAAUCCGCUGGGUGACGAGCCGGAUGAAAAUAAUCAACCAAACGCCGAUCUCUCGUCGUCGGAGUUGAAGAAGUUGCGUAAUAAGCAGCGACGAGCCGAGCGCCGUGCCGAGGCCAAUCGAGAAGAGGACAAGAAGAGGGAGCAACAGCAAAAUCAACAGCAUCGUAAUCGGGAGAAGGUGGAGGACCCGGAAAAUCGACCGCCCGAGGUGGAGGAAUUGGUUCCGCGCAAAUUGGCCCGACCCGCGGAUGCUCUGACGGAGGCUGCACGCUUCCUACAACCCCUAAUCGACCUCUCCUCUAGUCGAAUCGAGACCCAUUGUCUCGCCUAUGAGAUCUACGAACGCAAAGGCAAGUACCUGCUAAUGACUCGUUCGAUCCGUCGGGGGUUGGCGAUGCCGGGGGCACGGGAUCACCCCUGGUUCAAUGAGUGCGUCUGCCGAUUCCUCAGUCAGAUGGCCCAGUUAAAACGCGAGACUGGCAACCUCGUGCAGGACAUCCUCAUGGAAGAGGCGCGAGCCGCCUUCGGCGUCGACGCCGAUCUGCCCAGUGCUCUCGAAUACAACGAAGAUUUCAUCAAACGCAACUCCAAGUCUUUCUUGCACGUGUUUAGAGGUACUCUGACCAAAGCUGUAAUCGACCCCAAGUCGUCGCUUGAGCAUCUCAAGAAACUACCUUCACCAUCCUGUCGUGACUUUGGUGAAGUUUCUUGGCAGAUACUGUUGGAAGCCUUGAAGCUUCUCAGGACCUAUUCUAGCCUCAAACUAGCACCGGUGACACCAGAACUGAUCGACAAACACCGCGCCGAAUGUGCCGCCCUGUAUCCCCUUGCUGCCGUGUUCUUCUCCGACGCUGACUUGGAUGAGCAUCGUAAAGCUGUCAUCGCCGAACUCGCUGACACCAGGCCGACCGGCGGUGGUGGCACUCCAGUGCCCAACACCGGCGACGUCAACGCCGUCACCGAGAAGUUGGAGUCGGUGUCGUUGCACAACGAUGGCACUGCGAAGCCCGAGAAGGCCGCACCCAUGGUGAACGGCCACGUGGCCACGGGCAAGAAGGCGUCACGCAACAGACGGAAAAAGGACGUCAACAGCGGGCAGAAUCCGGCGGCGAUUGCCGCGGCGAGGGCCUAG